AUGUCUAAUAGAGAAAGAAUCGAUCAUUUGGAGGAUAGUGUAGGUUCAAUCAACGAGUACGUACAAUCAACAAACCAAGUGAUCGCUAGGAUUGAGAGGAUGAUGCUCCAAAAUGCAGCCCGACAAGCCAAGAAGAAUGGUUCCGAAUCUUCGUCGGAUGGAGAAUCAGACGCAAGUAGUGAAGCCGGAUUUCAUAACGAGUUUACGAGAAAGAAGGGAGGCCGCUUCGGGGACGGCCUCGACAGCGACGAAGAUGCCGACAUAAACCCCCGGAGGAAAAAACCACAGCAGGGCGCGCCUAAUGAGAUCCUGAUGUUCGACCCGGCCCAUCAAGGUGAGCCCGACACCUCCGUAGAAAGAAAAAGAGAUCGAUCCCCGCAGUCGAGUACCGACCUGACUGAUUUCCCACCCCGGCGCGUAAACACAAGCCGAGGUGAAUCCCUCUUUUCGAGGAGGCAGACAAAAGCAUACGCCCGACAAGCUUAUUAUGCCGGACAGAGAGUGAUGCACGCUGGAAGCAGACCGGCGGCUGAGCCAACGCCCAAUAAAAUCUCCUUCAUAGAUGAGGAUGCCUUUCUGUUCGACCAUCCCCACUCGGACGCCCUGGUGAUGACGACCCCAAUAAUGGCGAUCAAGAUCCACCGAAUAAUGGUUGAAACUGGGGCCUAUGCGAGCAUUUUGUACUACAACACGUUCAAGAAGAUGGGGAUUGACAGGAAGGAAGUGCAACCCUGCCGAGAGCAGAUCCAAGGGUUUAACGGUCAAAUGACGACCCCCGUCGGUCAAGUGACGUUGCCGAUCAGGUUCGGGGAGAAGGGGCAGCCCACGCGAACGAUACUGGAAACCUUCAAGAUAGUGGACUGCCCAAGUGAAUACAAUGCCAUCCUAGGCAGGACGGCUCUUUACAAGCUGAGGGGGGCCGUCUCUAUUUUCCAUUACUCCCUCAAGGGACGAAGAGCUGGAAAGGAGCCGAUGUUGGAGGAGGACGAGCUCGACCCCCGAACCCAAUACGAAGGUCAAAAUCAUCUUCAUCGAUGA
This is a messenger RNA of Striga hermonthica, 1038 nucleotides long. NCBI's taxonomy places the organism in Eukaryota, Viridiplantae, Streptophyta, Magnoliopsida, Lamiales, Orobanchaceae. The record is from the annotation of a GenBank genome assembly.